GGAUGGCGGAAGUCUGACGUGAACAGAACAGCUGGUCCGUCCGUCUAGAUCAAAACAAACGGCAUCCCCACAGAAGGCAGCAAAAUGGCUGACGAAACUGGUAGCUCCGUGUCAGGGUCGGAACUGGCAGAAUCGACAAGCGACGAAUUGUUGGCUGAACCUGACGGACCCGCUAAGAAGCGCUUCAAGGCUGGCGAAAGAACGCCUGGCAAGUCUGACAAAUUGGAGCACAGGCUGGGCGGCAUUCUUUGCUGCGCGGUCUGCCUGGACCUGCCCCGCACCGCCAUUUAUCAGUGCACCAACGGCCACUUGAUGUGUGCCGGUUGUUUUACUCAUCUCCUGGCAGAUGCGCGUCUCCGUGACGAGACCGCCACCUGCCCCAACUGCAGGACAGUCAUCAGCCGUGAGCUCUGCUCACGAAACCUCGCUGUUGAGAAAGCAGUCUGCGAACUGCCGACCGAAUGUCAAUUCUGCGCCAGUGAACUUCCCAGAUCACAGAUUGAGCGCCAUGAGGCAGAACUCUGCGAAGAGCGGUUGACACGCUGUCGCUACAGUCGGAUUGGUUGCCAGUGGAGGGGCCCAUACCAUGAGCUGGAGGUGCACACCCAAGUGUGCUCCCAUCCUCACAAAUCAGGCGGAGAAGUGAUGGAAGCUCUUGAGCUCAUUGACCAGCAGAUCCACAAGGAGCAGAUGCUGUACAACACCAUCUUUGAACUGCUGUCAUUUGAGAAGAUCACUUUCAAUGAUUUGCAGUUUAAACCAUACCGCACAGAUGAGUUCAUUCACAAGCUGUACUAUGAGACAUCUCGCUUUACUGCCUUUGGCUCACAGUGGGUUGUAAAAGCACGUGUGAAUGACAAUCAGCGUGAUCCGACACAGUCUUGUGAGCGCACCCUCAGCUACCACCUUGUGCUCAAGAGCAAAGCUUCAACCACUAUGGGCAUCCACUACAUGGUGCUCAAGGGCCCAUUUGGAGACCUCAAGGUGAAUCCGCGCCUCUACCAGCAUGAAUUUACAGAAGCUGCCAUGGAGAGUCCGUAUCAACCACUGCCGUUGCUGGACUCUGCCGAAUGUAACAAACUGCUUGCUGCCAAAGCCUUCAACUUUCGCCUCAUCAUGUUUCAUGUGACCAAGUGAAACUGCCACCAGUCAUCCAGAUUUCAAGCACACUGUAUAUUUGACUUCUCUUCUUCCUGAAGAUCUGUAUCAAAUCCCAUGUGCCACAGAUUACUUCUGCCUGGUGGCUUAAUUUAGAACCAUUCCCCAAUCCCUUGUGUCACACAAAUAUAUCCACUUUCCUGUC
Molecule: messenger RNA, 1303 nt
Organism: Dermacentor andersoni
Lineage: Eukaryota; Metazoa; Arthropoda; Arachnida; Ixodida; Ixodidae
Product: zinc finger TRAF-type-containing protein 1-B
Cellular component (GO): nucleus
Source: RefSeq, a predicted model, not a curated record